GCUCGAUCAAAGAGCUCAUUGCUUCACUUCGCCAGCUACGAUGGAGCACGGCGGCUUCUGCAUGGGCCCGGGCUCGCUCAUGGGCACGGCCGGCUUCAAGUGGGCGGGGCGCGACCCCAUGGCGGACUGCUCCAUGCUGUGGCUCGAGAGCUGGGGGCUCACGAGCGUCUCGCGCGCCGCCGCGGCCUGCAUGCUCGUAUUCCUGCUGGCCGCACUGUCCCAGUACCUGACGACGGCCAACGAGUGCCAGCUGCAGCAGUCCAAGAACUUCGCCAAGCGCCGGCUCGCCAAGGUGCUGACACAGCACACAACCAGCAGCAGCAGCAAUGCAGCAGGCGGAAGCUUCUACGACCCGGAGCUGGGCCACAGGCGCUCGUCAUCGUCCUCCUCCUGUGAGCGGCGCAAGGACUGCAAGCACGCGGAGGAGUCGGCGGUGCAUCCCGAGCGGCCGGAGCUGCUGCAGGCGCUGGACAACAAGAGCACGACGCUGUCGACGGCUGAGAGGGCGCACCCCACGUCGGCGUCGCAGCCCGUGAGGCCGACGCCGCCCAUUUCCGUCAAGGUCGGCAACUGGACGCACCUGGGCGACUCGCUCAUGCGCGGCCUCAGGAUCCUGCUCGCGUACCUGCUCAUGCUGGUCGUCAUGACGUACGACCUGUCGCUCGUCACGAGCAUCGUCUUGGGAUUCAUGACGAGCUUCUUCGUGUUCGGCAAGGACACGGCCAAGGUGCCAGUCUCAGCGGACCCCUGCUGCUCGUAG
Molecule: messenger RNA, 760 nt
Organism: Phytophthora sojae
Lineage: Eukaryota; Oomycota; Peronosporomycetes; Peronosporales; Peronosporaceae
Exons: 1
Coding region: 41-760 (239 amino acids)
Biological process (GO): copper ion transmembrane transport
Cellular component (GO): membrane
Molecular function (GO): copper ion transmembrane transporter activity
Source: RefSeq, a predicted model, not a curated record